Prunus armeniaca (apricot) is the source of this 312-nucleotide messenger RNA. The record is from the annotation of a GenBank genome assembly. Lineage: Eukaryota; Viridiplantae; Streptophyta; Magnoliopsida; Rosales; Rosaceae.
AUGGAGAAGAAGGAACUUUGGGAGCUCAAUGCCCCCUUUCCUGUAGCUGUUCCAGUCGGAGGGUCAAUUCUUAGCUAUUUUUCUUCUUCUUUCCUUUUUCCUUCCUUGGCCAGAUCUGAUGAAGGAAAUGAAAUGGAUAUACAUGCUCAUUCAAAGGGUGCUUCUGGCAGCUUGCAAGCUAAUAUUCUUUGGUUCCUUGAAUGUUUCUUGCUUGGAACUUGCUCCCCCCAUGUGCUAGAACCUCCAGCAGCUUUGUUCAAUGAACCCUCUGACCUUCUCUACGUGGCUUCCAUUUUUCUAGCAAGGGGUUGA